UUCUUCCUCUCAUUAAUCUUCAGCUUGCAGUUUUCUUUCCUUAGAGAACUUCAAGCUAUAUAUAACCAAAUUAACAAAAUUUAUAAAAAAUUAACUUCUAAUUAAAUUACAUUUUUUUCCCACUAAUAUUUAAUUUUUAUUAAAAAAAAAAGCAAAAAUGCAGGUAUCUCCAUCACCAACCAACACAACAACACCAAGAAACCCACUCCGAACUCGGUUAACAACCACAACCAAACUCACUUUCCGACCGAGUCAACUCACUAUCCGAUGCUCAACCUUUGGUAGAAAUGGCGCCAUUACUGGUUCACGUUCCGAUUGGCAAACCAAUUGUGCAAUUCUCGCUUCCAAAGUCAUCUCAUCCACCGUUAAAAAUUCCAACGACAAAUCCGAUGAAAUCACCAACGUGAAUGGCCAUCAAACCCUAAAUCUUAUCCCAGUGGUAUCCUCUUCCUCCGCCUCCGCCUCCGCUGUCUCUGCCGUAACAACCACUAAUAACCUUCCUAAACCAUUAUCACUUGUAGCCGAUCUUUCACCGGCUCCAAUGCACGGCUCUACUCUUCGAGUGGCUUAUCAAGGUGUUCCCGGCGCGUACUCCGAAGCCGCGGCUGGAAAAGCUUACCCUGGAUGUGAAGCCAUUCCUUGCGAUCAAUUUGAAGUCGCUUUUCAAGCCGUUGAGUUGUGGAUAGCCGAUCGAGCUGUACUUCCUGUUGAGAAUUCCCUUGGUGGAUCGAUUCAUAGGAAUUACGAUCUUCUUCUUCGGCAUCGGCUUCACAUUGUUGGAGAAGUUCAACUCCCUGUUCAUCAUUGUUUAUUGGCUUUGCCUGGUGUGAGAAAAGAGUAUUUGACGCGAGUGAUUUCGCAUCCGCAAGCACUUGCACAGUGCGAACAUACUUUGACGAAAUUGGGAUUGAAUGUUACAAGAGAAGCUGUUGAUGAUACUGCUGGUGCUGCUGAGUAUGUUGCUACACAACGUUUGCGCGAUACGGCGGCGAUUGCUUCGUCACGCGCCGCUGAUUUGUACGGCUUGCAGGUCUUAGCAGAUGGUAUACAAGAUGACUCAGGAAAUGUGACCCGGUUCGUUAUGCUAGCCCGGGAGCCCAUAAUUCCUCGAACCGACCGCCCUUUUAAGACUAGCAUUGUGUUUGCAACCCAUGACAAUGGUGAAGGGAAAGGGACAUCAGCCUUGUUCAAGGUCCUAUCCGCUUUCGCGUUUAGAAACAUUAGCCUCACGAAGAUAGAGAGCCGUCCCCAUCGCCAUCGUCCAAUUAGGAUUGUGGACGAUGCCAAUGUGGGUACGGCUAAGCAUUUCGAAUAUAUGUUCUAUGUUGAUUUUGAUGCCUCAAUGGCUGAACCUAGAGCCCAAAAUGCACUUGCUGAAGUUCAAGAAUUCACGUCUUUUCUAAGGGUUUUGGGGAGUUAUCCUAUGGAUAUGUCCCCAUGGUCACCUUUACCGUCCAAUGAUCAAUCAUGAUUUCGGAGGAAAAGAUGAAAGGAAUGGGGCGAAUCCAGAAUGAUUGUAUAAGGUGGGUCGACAACACUUAUCACACGUCAAUCGGCUUGGCUAUCAUUCUUUUGUGUUGUAUAUUAUACAAUUCAUUUUUAAUUGGGCAUUCAAUAAACACAAUCUAGACAGGUUUAAGCUUAAAUUCUCCCUAAAACGAAAAUAGAUGAAAUAUAUUUUGUGGCUUGAAAAGACAUAUUUAUUUAUUUAUUUUAGAUAAAAAUAGAUUGUUUAGAAGUUGUUUAUAAUUUCUUUUGGGGAGUUUGAAUUUUCUUUUUUAAUUCCUCCAUAAUGAUGAAAAUGGGAGUGGAGGAGUAGUGGUGGUCCUAGAGAUCAUGAAGUGGAAAUGGUUGGUGAGAAUUGUACAUGUAGAAAUGUUCAUAAUGAAUGAUGUGAUAUUCCACGUUCUUUCUUAAAUGUUUUA
Amaranthus tricolor (Joseph's coat) is the source of this 1925-nucleotide messenger RNA. Its product is annotated as arogenate dehydratase/prephenate dehydratase 6, chloroplastic-like. Gene Ontology annotation, molecular function: arogenate dehydratase activity; prephenate dehydratase activity. Lineage: Eukaryota; Viridiplantae; Streptophyta; Magnoliopsida; Caryophyllales; Amaranthaceae. The transcript is spliced from 2 exons. The record is from RefSeq and is a predicted model, not a curated record. The coding region runs from base 158 to 1471 and encodes 437 amino acids. Gene Ontology annotation, cellular component: chloroplast; cytoplasm. Gene Ontology annotation, biological process: L-phenylalanine biosynthetic process.